This is a messenger RNA of Chara braunii, 1707 nucleotides long. The record is from the annotation of a GenBank genome assembly. Lineage: Eukaryota; Viridiplantae; Streptophyta; Charophyceae; Charales; Characeae.
AUCUCUCUCUCUCUCUCUCUCUCUCUCUCUCUCUCUCUCUCUGUGCCUGCGGUGUUGUUGCUGAAGUUGUCGAGCGUUCCAUUCGCACGCGGCCCAAGAAGGAAGCAGAUUUGUUUGCAUGAAACUUUCUCGGCAGCUGUGGUUAGCACUCCCUUUGUACCAUAGGGUUUCCCUGUUGUCCUGAGAGGAUCAGCGCGGUUUGUUGGUGGUUAUUGCUCUUCAUGCAUGCCUAACUGAGUCUUGCAUGUGGUUGACACAAGAUCACGAUGUCAAGCUACAAGCGAGACCUCAUUUCACAAGUGAGGCAGCUCAUCAAGGGUGGCAUAAUUAGGAAGCCAAAAUGGUUUGAAGCAGCAUGCAGAGUGCCGCCAGCAGGCACGCCACGUCGCGUAAAGAAGGUUGAGAAAAUACGCCUGCCUGAGGAUCCACUGGUCACCUCUUUCUAUGCUCGUCACCCUGAGGCACGCUUCACUCCAUACAAGCUCAAUAGUUUUGAACCGCCAAUUGCACGGCGCUUCGCUUGGCGACAGAUGGAGUUGAUGAGAGAAGGUUACUCGCAGAGAGAAGCAAGAGACCAAGUUGAGCUGGAGUUUGAAGAGCAGAAGCGAAGGGAACAAAAGGAGUAUGAGGCCAAGCGACUAAGGGCAAUACGGAUGGGGCUUGAGGUGCCACCGAGAAAGAAGACUAUACUGGAGGAGGUGCAGGAAGAGGAGAGGAGGGCCAUAAUUGAGGGGUUCCGGAAACAGACCGAAGUGCAUGUGCGGGGCUUCGAUGUUAUGAGGCAAACUUCAAAAUGACAUGUAAACUAGAGUGGAAGCAGAGAUAAACCCACCCAGUAACCAACUUCACAAGCACAUGACUUGCCACACACCCAUGGUGUCACUCGGUUGCACGACACAGUCCUCUCGCGCACACCGCAACCCUUGCUAGUUUUUUUUGUUUUUCCCCCCCCCCCUUAAUAAUUUCACCUUCUGUUGAUUCCUAAACAGCAGGAAAUCCAGUCUUCUUCUUCUUCUUCUUCCUCCUCCUCCUCCUCGCUCUUGUUCUUCUUCUUUUCCGCCUACCCUUCAUAACACAAAAGGAAAUUUGCAAAGUACUGUGCCAUCAAUGCGAUGCGCGUAUUCUUUGGUUGCUUCUUGAUCUUUCCUAAAUUGGUAAUGACUGUUGUCAUGCACAUUUUGCCUUGUGUUUUCUCAAACAACAUAUUAAUCUUUAUCGAGUGGGAAUUCGGGGCAGCACGUCUCACCCGUCGUUUUUUUGUUCUUCUGCGCUUCAUUGAAAGUUUGUAAACUACUUCUUCUUCUUCUUCUUCUUCUUCUUCUUCUUCUUCUUCUUCUUCUUCUUCUUCUUCUUCUCCCUCUUCUUCUUCUUCUUCUUCUUCAGGCGGCAAUGUUCGGCAAGCGUCAGAAACCAAACCUGCAUUCUCCCUCUUCUUCUUCUUCUUCUGCAAGCGGCAAUCUUCGGCAAGUGUCAGAAACUAAACCUGCAUUCUCUCAAUGUGCACCUUUCCUUUAAGGGGGAUCAUUUCUUUGCUUCCAUGGCCCAUGUACCAUGUAUUAGACCCCAACUGGAUUUUUUCAGGAACUUCAACCCUAGACGCUACUUUUGCUUGCCGGUAGAAUUGUCGAAACUUUCUUUCCUAAAUUUCACCCCCCUUCGAGAUCUGUAAAUGACAUGUGAGGCUCAAGGCUUCGCUUGAACCGAUUC